Brettanomyces nanus is the source of this 1395-nucleotide messenger RNA. RefSeq lists its product as uncharacterized. The coding region runs from base 1 to 1395 and encodes 464 amino acids. Gene Ontology annotation, molecular function: glycylpeptide N-tetradecanoyltransferase activity. Gene Ontology annotation, biological process: N-terminal peptidyl-glycine N-myristoylation. The record is from RefSeq and is a predicted model, not a curated record. Gene Ontology annotation, cellular component: cytoplasm. The transcript has a single exon. NCBI's taxonomy places the organism in Eukaryota, Fungi, Ascomycota, Pichiomycetes, Pichiales, Pichiaceae.
AUGGCUAACAAGGAAGAAAAUGGCGAUAAUAGUAGGAAAGGAGCUCCGACUAAAUCCAUUGCAGACUUAUUCAAGAAGCUCUCUAUACAGGAACAACCAGAGUCUCCAAAGAAAGAUAUGAAGGACUAUAAAUUCUGGAAGACUCAGCCGGUCACUAAAUUUGACGAAUCUGUUUUGCAAGAAGGUCCAAUCGACUCGUCCAAGAAAACUAGCGACAUUCCAAAGGAGCCAUUUCCAAUGCUUCCUCAAUUCGAAUGGGUUACACUGGACAUAGAUAAAGACGAAGAGAUGACCCAGCUCUAUGAAUUAUUGUACGAUCAUUAUGUUGAGGAUCAUGAUUCCACAUUUCGCUUUGCCUACAAUAAGGAUUUCUUUAACUGGGCAUUGAAGCCUCCUGGAUGGAACAAAGAAUGGCAUCUAGGUGUCCGUGUGAAGGCCACUAAGAGACUGGUCGCUUUUAUCAGUGGAGUUCCUGCCAAUCUAAAAGUUAGAGAUCAUCAAUUUAGAGCCGUCGAGAUCAAUUUCCUAUGUGUGCAUAAGAAAUUACGUAAUAAACGACUGGCCCCUCUUCUGAUCAAGGAGAUUACCAGGAGGAUCAAUCUCUGCGACAUAUGGCAGGCAUUGUACACUUCUGGAACAGUGCUUCCAUCUCCUAUAACUGUCUGCAGAUAUGCUCACAGACCUUUGAACUGGGAAAAAUUGUACGACGUUGGAUUUUCUGCUCUUCCAGAAGAUAAAACCAAGGCUCAAAUGAUGGCCAAGUUCGCCAUCUCAUCUUCCACUAAGACUAGAGGUCUUCGAAAGAUGAGGCAGACUGAUAUUGAUGCUGUUUUUGAUUUGUAUAACCGCUUCCAGAAAAGAUAUGAAGUUUCUCAAGAAUUCACCAAAGAGGAGCUAUCACACUGGCUUUUAGGAGAUGCUCAUGAAAGAACUCUUUCUGAUUCUGAUAAAGUCAUAAUGUGUUACGUCGUAGAGAAUGAAGAUGGCAGAAUUACUGACUUCUUCUCUUUCUACAUCCUUCCAUUCUCUGUGCUCAAUAGGCCUUCAUUCACCAACUUGGGAGUUGCUUAUCUCUAUUACUAUGCUUCAGAUACCGCUUCCGAAGCUGAAUCUAGAUUCGAUUCCGAGGCAACUAAGAAAUUGACCAAGAGACUCGAAUCGCUUGUUUCAGAUGCCCUAGUUUUGGCCAAAAAUGUGGGAGUAGACGUGUUUAAUGCUCUUACAUCUCAGGAUAAUGUCUUGUUCUUGGAAGAUUUGAAAUUCGGACCAGGCGAUGGCUUCUUAAAUUAUUACCUGUUCAAUUAUAAAGCAUUUCCUGUUCCUGGAGGGUUUGAUAAAACUACCAAUACUUACGACACGGAAAAGAGAAGCGGCAUGGGUGUGGUAAUGCUAUAA